Messenger RNA from Nematostella vectensis (starlet sea anemone), 765 nucleotides. RefSeq lists its product as uncharacterized. The record is from RefSeq and is a predicted model, not a curated record. Gene Ontology annotation, cellular component: extracellular region. Bases 80 to 661 code for a protein of 193 amino acids. The transcript has 5 exons. Gene Ontology annotation, molecular function: enzyme activator activity. NCBI's taxonomy places the organism in Eukaryota, Metazoa, Cnidaria, Anthozoa, Actiniaria, Edwardsiidae. Gene Ontology annotation, biological process: digestion; lipid catabolic process.
GGAAUAAAAGGGCCCGAGAUGCCGUGGGUAGACACAUCGCCUUUUGUCGCACUCUUCUUCUUGUGUUGAGACAAUCAUCAUGAAGUUUUUACUCGUCGCGUUUUGUAUGGUGGCAGCGGUAGCGGCUUCUCGCCAGCGUCGGUUCCUUAUCAACCGUUGCUCUUCAGAGGCGGAAUGUGGCCCAAACAAGUGCUGCCUGUUUAACAGGAUCUGCUCCCCCAAGCUGCCCCAGUACUCAACCUGCCACUUGUCGGGCAUCACCCAGUGCAGCUGUGCGGACGGUCUCGAGUGUCGCGUCACCAAGGAAUUCACGGUGCUCGGACAGAAGCUCAGCCUGCGCCAGUGCAUGCCGAUCGCACAGAAACGCGAAGUCGAGCAGAUUGAAGACGAGGAUCUGAAGGAAAUGAUGCGACAACAAGACGACAACGACAAGAGGUUCUUGAUCGACACUUGCAAGACCGAGUCGGACUGUGGAGGGAAUAGAUGCUGUGUGCUCAACAAGUUCUGCAUGAAGAAGAUCCCUAAGGACAUGACAUGUUACCUUUCACACAAGCACAAGUGCGGAUGCCAGGACGGACUCGAAUGUCGCGUGACAACCACCAUCACCAUCCCCAUCGUCGAUGUCAAGAUUCCCGUCAGGCAAUGCGUGUCCCCUGCCUAAUAUGGGCAUCGGCAUGUUAGCUGACCAGACAUUCAGUUAAACAAUACGAUGUCUUGAAGCUUGGUGUUUUAUGGAAAACUAAUAAACUAUAUUUCUGAUCUAAA